Messenger RNA from Diospyros lotus (date-plum), 2881 nucleotides. Its product is annotated as protein REBELOTE. The transcript is spliced from 14 exons. The record is from RefSeq and is a predicted model, not a curated record. Bases 361 to 2409 code for a protein of 682 amino acids. NCBI's taxonomy places the organism in Eukaryota, Viridiplantae, Streptophyta, Magnoliopsida, Ericales, Ebenaceae. Gene Ontology annotation, cellular component: Noc1p-Noc2p complex; nucleoplasm; nucleolus. Gene Ontology annotation, biological process: ribosomal large subunit biogenesis.
UGUUCACUGUUCUCUGCCCAGAGCAGAGAGACCCACGCCGCCGCUCGCCUCUCGCCGCCGACCUGUCUCGCCGUCGACGGUGACCGCCGCUGCUUCCUCCGUCUCUGCCACCGUCGCCGCCUCUCGCCGUCGACGCGCCUCUUGCCGUCUCCCUCGCCGCCGAUCUCUCCUCUCUCACCGUCGACGCUUCUCCGCCACCGUCGCUCGCCUCUCGCCCUCGCCGCCGACCGCCGCUGCACACUCCAUCUCUCGCCUCUCCGCCGACCGCCACCGCCUCGCCUCUCGGUGGCCCAAGUUGCGGAUCUGGCGACCAUUGUCUUCCCCGCUGCAGGAUUGUUGCCAGCAAAUUACUGCUAAGCAAUGGGGAAGCUUGGGAAGAAGGCAAGGAAGUUUGCGAAGAAGAAUCUUCAGUCCGUGCUCAGAAAGAAACGGAAGACAAAUGCUUUGUUCAAAAAGAAAUCUUAUUCCAAAGGCCAGCAGGAUGCUAUUGAAGACCAAAUUGGGAAUAUGACGAGGCUCCCAGGUGGAAGGGAACCUGCAGAUGAAGUGUCUGAGGAUGUUUCUCUUGAUGUGAUAUUCAAUGAAGAUGACAGUGAUGUGGCUGAAGAUGCUUCAGACAGUGAUGGGUUUCUCUAUGAGGAGUCCAGCUGCCCACCUGUUGCAGAAAGUAAAAGUGAGAUCAAUUUAGAAGAUGACAACAGUGGUAUUAUUGGCAUGUCAAUGCACAACAGUAAAAUUUAUGAGGAGCUUGCUGCUAAAAAGAAAACAUUGGAUAAAUUAAAGAAGAAGGAUCCAGAGUUCGAUAAGUUUUUAGCAAGCUACAAGAAGGGCCUUGAGAUGUCCCAAGAUGAACACAUGGAUUCUGAUGAAGAUGAAACUGGUGAUCAUGGCAUGCAGCUCAUGGAUGAAGAUAGCUCUGUUAUGAACAAAGGCAAUGUUUUGACAAAUUCUAUCAUCAAUUCUUGGUCCCAGCUGGUUAAGGAGGAGCAUAAUGAGUUUGCUCUUACCAGUCUUUUAAAUGCAUAUCGUGCUGCAUGCCAUUAUGGAGCUGAAUCAAUUAGCGUCCCCUAUGCUGCAUCAUGCCAAAGAAUUCAGAACAGCGAGACUUUCUGCAGCAUUUUAUUGUUCAUGCUUAAUGAGGCUGACAAUGUGUUCCGAAGUCUUCUGAAAAUACAUUCUUCUAGUUUCAAGAAAGAGAUCCUUUUGGAUUUGAAGAACACUUCUAAGUGGAAAAGUUUACAGCCACUUGUCAAGUCUUACCUGAGGAGUACAUUAUUUCUCUUGAAUCAGGUCACUGAUUUGGAGAUAUUGGUUUUCUCCUUAAAUCGACUGAGAGCUUCAAUAAUAUUUUUUGCUCCUUUUCAAUCUUUACUUCACAGGCUUAUCAAGGUUUCUGUUCAUCUGUGGGCUACUGGUCAAGGUGUUCUAUCUUCAUGUUCCUUCCUUGUCUUACGGGAUCUGGCUGUCGCAUUUAGCUUGGAAUGCUUUGACAUCUGCUUUACAAAGACAUAUAAAGCCUACAUUUCUCGGUGCAAAGUUGUAGACUCUGUCAAUUCUAGACAUAUACAGUUCUUGAGGAACUCUUUGGUUGAGCUAUGCUCCCUAGAUGUGCAUAAAUCAUGUAAUAAAGCUUUUGUGUCUAUUCAGCAUCUGGCCAAGAUAUUGAAGCAGGGUCUAAGAACAAAGAAAAAGGAUGCACUCAAGAAGAUAUGCAGUUGGCAAUGUGCAAAUUGUAUUGAUCUCUGGGUUACAUUUAUUGCUGCCAAUAUAUGUGAUUAUGACCUCCAUCAUGUAUUUUAUGCGAUUGUUCAACUUAUAAAUGGAGUAGCUUGCCUGUUUCCUGGACCAAGAUAUUUCCCUUUAAGAAUAAAGUGCAUUCAGUGGCUAAAUCUUCUCUCCAGUUCGAGUGGAAUCUUCAUCCCUGUUGCAUCAUUUGUGUUAGAUGUGUUAGAAUAUAAAACGGGCAAGGAUGGUGGAAAACAAGGAAAAUCCUUCAACUUUUCAUCAGUUUUAAAGCUGCCAAAACAUUUGUUAAAAUCUCAAGACUUCCAAAAGGAAUGUGUUACAUCUGCUGUUGAACUACUCUCUGUGCACUUCUCUCAGUGGAGCUGCCAUAUCUCUUUUCCCGAGUUAGCUACUGUCCCAAUAAUCCGCCUGAGAAAGUUUCAUGAAACAGCAAGAACUGAAAGUUUGAAGCGAGGGGUGAAGCGCCUGAUUGAUCAGGUGGAGCAGAAUGUUGAGUUCGUGCAGAGAAAAAGAGAUGAGGUGGCCUUUUCACCAAAGGAUCAGCAAUCUGUUGAAUUAUUUCUUCAGCUUGAAAAGUGCAGUCUCAAUGCCCCAUUUAUGCAGUAUUAUAGAAGUGUCAUCCAAAAGGCAGCUUCAAAGAACCUGGGCUCCAAUUCCAUUUGAAGGUUGAUGUCAGAUUUUGCGACUUCUCAAACAUUUUGCCAAGAAAAAGAAAAGUGAAUUUCAAGGCUGGAGGUGAUCAAGAGUGCAAGAAGCAGAAACCGAGUUGGAGAGGCUCUAAAAUCUGAAAAUGAAAAUCUCUAGCGCUUUUACUGGGAUUUUCCGAAUGGAAAACCAAAUAUUGCAGAUGCACCCAAUUGAAGACAACGUUCCAUCAAAUAUGCCCUUGUUCCAGGGCUAAUAAUGAAAAGUUGAUUUUGUUGUAUCUGCCCAAUUUUGACCCGGAAGUCUACUUUAGUUGUGUAACAUUUCAAGGGUAGUAUUUGUAAUUUUGAUUUUAUUUUUUAUUUUUUUAAUUUCUAUUAGCACUAUUUGUUUUGUAACUAAAAGUUGGUAAGAUAUUUUUCUCUUUUUGUCUUGUAGCUAAAGUGGUUAUAACAUUUAUCUUAUAGCUAAAAUGGUUGCUCUGAGCCUA